Molecule: messenger RNA, 1912 nt
Organism: Daktulosphaira vitifoliae (grape phylloxera)
Lineage: Eukaryota; Metazoa; Arthropoda; Insecta; Hemiptera; Phylloxeridae
Gene: Sans
Product: ankyrin repeat and SAM domain-containing protein 4B
Exons: 10
Coding region: 274-1701 (475 amino acids)
Molecular function (GO): protein binding
Source: RefSeq, a predicted model, not a curated record
CACCACGUAGAAAACAGUCAUCACAUAGCAACGGGUGUCGAUACACGUGUGGUAGUUUGCAUGUAUUCAUAUAGGUAACUAAUAAAAGUUAGAGAACGAAGCGCGAGUCGUGUGUGUAAGUGAUACUGUUCAUGGUUAACCGGCGACAGGAGUUCUGCUCUUAGACUUGCUUUACAUGCAGGCCACGGAUAAUCGCUGUUCCUGAGACAAUCAGGUUGGCACAAACUAACAUUGGGAGAUCCAUCAUCUGGAAGCAGUUAUAGUGAAAACAUCAUGAGUACGAGAUUUCACAAGGCCGCUCAAGAUGGUUUUAUUAAUAUAUUAAAAGAGGCGACAAAAAGAGAUUGCAAUGCAAAAGAUGACGAAGGAAUGACACCAACAUUAUGGGCUGCGUUCAAGGGGCACUUGGAAGCAUUAAGAGUACUAGUUGGAAGAGGAGGAGAUCCAGAAAAGUGUAACUAUCAUUUGGGACAAAACGCUUUACACUUAGCUGCAUCACGAGGUCAUUUGGGAUGCGUUACAUUUCUGAUUGGAUUUGAUGUAAACUUAUGGGCAUUGGACUUGGAUUUUCUAACAGCAAUGCAAUUAGCAGCUAUACAUGGCAAAUCUCAAGUUUUGCAAUAUUUAGACAAAGCAGCCGCAGCACAAACAAUUGAAAACAAGAAUGAUUUUAGUAAGAAAGUGGACGCUAGAAAAGAAAAAGCCCAAAAAGACGCUGAAAGGAAUCAAAAAAAAUACGAAGAAAGAAUGAAAAAAGAAAGAGAAAAAGAAAAGAAACAAAUUAAAAAAGUGGAAAAGGAAUAUUUGGGCGGCAAUAAAAUUGACUCUGACACCGCUAUACCUACAGUUAGAGUUGUACCUGCAUCCUUACGUAAAUCAUCAUCUGAUUUAUCUUGUAAAUCAUUCACUCAAAUUGUUGGAACUGGUACCGUAAAAAAGCCUCUGGUUAGUACAGGUGGAGUGAAAAAAAUAUUGGAUAGGAAAAUGAGAUUGUCUGAAGGAAACGGAAUAAAAACCAAUAAUAAGUCAACGUCCCGUUUUUUGAAAGAUACGGAAGACAAUACUAGCAUACGAACUAUGAAAUCCAAUGGAGAUUCUCAAAUCAUUUAUGUUAAUUCAUAUGAAAAUGAAAAUGGAGGAAAAAGAGGUAGAAUAUCAGAUAUAUUUGAGCUACAUAGAACAAUUUCUCAACCAAAUUUUUUGAUUAGCAAUCAGAACAACGAGUUAAAUAAUAUUUAUCAUCACAACCAAGGAAGUAUUUUUGAUAGACCAGGUUUUGGCAGUGUUGCCUUUAGAAAAAACAUAACUACUAUACCAGUUCCUGAUGUAUCUAAAAUCGAAGAUGAAGAAUGCAGUAUAGGAAGUGCGGGUAGUCUAAUGAAGCGAAACCAGCCGAGCAAUAUCAUGUCAUGGGACGAAUUUCAGAAUAGUGACGAAGAAAACAUUGCAUUAAAUGGACGCUGUGCAAAAUGGUCUAAAGUACAUACAUUUCUGGCAUUAGCUGGAGUUAGUGAAUAUGUUAAUAAAUUUAUUGAACAGCAAGUGGAUAUAGAUGCAUUAUUCAUGCUAAACGACCAAGAUCUAAUUACUCUUGGUUUACCUCUUGGUCCAAGAAGAAAACUUCUAAAAGUUAUAUGUGAUCGAGGCAAAGAUAGAUACGAAGAAGAAAUGGAAAAUAAAUCAGAUCGUAUCAGUCAAUAAUUAUUUUUUCCUUUUCUUUUUUUUUUUACUUUUAAUAUUCUUUUCUUCUACUACAUAUUUGUAAAACAGUAUAAAUCUAUGAUUCCUCUUUAUCAGAUUUAUUCAAUGUAACAUAAUGUAUAGCAAUAAGAUUUUCUAAAUUAAACCUAAAUUUCUUUAAAUAUUCAUAAUAAAAUGUUCUUUAAUAAUGCGUGAAAAUUAACUUAUUAUU